AUGGCCACCCAGGAGAAGGUCUCUGAUGAGAAAAUUUCCCAGUUUGAUUAUGCUUUGCUGUCAGAGCUCUCUGCUCUUCUGGGCAUAGAUGCAGUUGAAUUCGCAAAGACAAUAGAAGAGGAGGAACAGAGAGACCGAGCAAAAAUGAAGAAAGGCUUUAACACACAAAUGCGUAGUGAAGCAAAAAGGUUAAUGUCUUUUGUGACCUAUGAGUCAUACAGCUCUUGGACCCCUCAGGAGAUGGCGGCUGCUGGGUUUUAUUUAACAGGGGUAAAAUCUGGAAUUCAGUGCUUCUGCUGUAGCUUAAUCCUAUUUGGUACCAGCCUCAGGAGACUCCCUAUAGAUGACCACAAGAAGUUCCAUCCAGAUUGUGAAUUUCUUUUGGGCAAAGAUGUUGGCAACAUUCCCAAGUAUGAUAUAAGAGUAAAGGAUCUGGGGAACAACCUGAGAGGGAAUCAAGGAGGGUAUCAAGAAGAGGAGGCCAGACUUGAAUCCUUCAAGAACUGGCCAUUUUAUGUCCAAGACAUAUCCCCAAGUGAACUUUCAGCAGCUGGCUUUGUCUUCACAGGUACACAGGACACUGUGCAGUGUUUUUCCUGUGGUGGAUGUUUAGGAAAUUGGGAAGAAGGAGAUGAUCCUUGGAAAGAGCAUGCCAAGUGGUUUCCCAAAUGUAAAUUUCUUCAAAGCAAGAAAUCCUCAGAGGAAACUACCCAGUAUAUUCAAAGCUACAAAGGAUUUGUUGACGUAACGGGAGAACACUUUCUGAAUUCCUGGAUUAAGAGAGAAUCGCCUCAGGCAUCAGAUUUUGUCACAAAAUACCAAUUGAAGAUACAAGUGGGGAUUUUGUUAAUAAAAGCCCAGUGGUUAUUAUUUGCUCAUGCCAGUGUCACUGAUAGAAUUUCCUGGUUUCUAGGUAUAAAGGACAUUGUUCCAUGUCUUUCCUGUGAAGGAUGUUUGGACAAGUCAAAGGAAAGCGAUGACUCAUUAGAAGAUCAUACCAAAAAUUUUCCCAAUUGUCAAUUUCUGCACAAUACGAAGUCCUCUGCAGACGUGAUUCCCUAUCUUCCCAGCGAUGAUAAACUUUCUGAAAUAAUGGAAACCAUAAGUGAAAGCAAUCUUGAAGAUUCAGUAGCAGUUAGUUCUGCAACACCAGAAGCAGCACAAGGAGAAACCCAGUGGUUUCAGGAGGCAAAGAGUCUGCAUGAGAGACUAAGAGCAGUUUACACCAGUGCCAGUUUCCGCCAUAUGCCUUUGCUUGAGAUCUCUUCCCAUCCAACUACCAACCAGUUGCUGUGCUGUGAUCUGUCCAUUUCUUCAAAGCACAUCAGCAACCAUUGUCAAGAGCUUGUCGUGUUGCCUGAGGUCUUUGCCAAACUGAACUCCGUCAUGUGUGUGGAAGGAGAAGCUGGUAGUGGAAAGACAACCCUCCUAAAGAAAAUUGCUCUUCUGUGGGCAUCUGGAUGUUGUCCCUUGUUAAACAGAUUCCGGCUGGUCUUCUAUCUCUCCCUUAACUCUGUCAGACUGGACCAGGGGUUGGCCAACAUUAUCUGUGACCACCUACUACAGACAGAAGGAUCUGUUACUGAAAUGUGCUUAAGGAACAUCAUCCAGAAGUUUAAGAAUCAGGUGUUAUUCCUUUUAGAUGACUACAGAGAAAUGUGCUCAAUCCCCCAAGUCAUAGAAAAACUGAUUACAAAAAACCACUUAUCAAAGACCUGCUUACUGAUUGCUGUCCGUACAAACAGGGCCAGGGACAUCCGCCGAUACCUAGAUACGAUUUUACAGAUCCAAGAAUUCCCCUUCUAUAACACUAUCUAUAUAUUACGGAACCUCUUUUCAGACAAUAUGACCCGUCUGCAAAACUUCAUGAUUCAUUUUAGAAAGAAUGAAAAUCUGCAGGGAAUUAAUAAAACUCCCCUCUUUGUGGCAGCUGUCUGUGCCAACUGGUGCCGGUAUCCCUUUGAACAGUCCUUUGAUGAUGUAGCUGUUUUCAAGUCCUAUAUGGAAUUUUCUUUCUUAAAUCACAAAACUGAAGCUGACCGUCUCAAAGCAACUGUGUCCUCCUGUGGUGAGCUGGCCUUGAAAGGGUUUUUUUCAUCUUGCUUGGAGUUUAGUGAUGAUGACCUCAUGGAAUCAGGGGUUGAUGAAGAUGAAGAUCUAGUCAUGUGUUUGAUGAGCAAGUUCACUGCCCAGAGACUGAGACCAGUCUAUCAGUUUUUAAAUUCUGCAUUCCAAGAAUUUCUUGCUGGGAUGAGGUUGAUUGAACUCCUGGAUUCUGAUAGACAGGAAGAUCAAGAUUUGGGACAUCAUUAUUUGAAACAAAUAAACUCAUCCAUGAAGGCUGUAGGUCCCUAUAGCAACUUUUUGAACUAUGUCUCUAGUCAUCCUUCAACAAAAGGAGGGCCAAACAUUGUAUCUCAUUUGCUUGAUUUGGUGGAUGAUAAACAGUCAUUUGAGACUAUGUCUGAAAAUGAUGACUAUCUAAAGCAUCAUCCAGAAAUGUCACUGAAGAUAGAAACACUUAGGAUGCUGUGGCAACUAAAUCCACAAGGUUAUCUUUCAUUGGUUUCCAAACACUUCCUGAAUCUUGCCAUAAAAAUUGCUUAUCAAAGCAAUUCUGUUGCUGCAUGUUCUUCAUUUAUUUUGCAAUUCCUUCAAGGGAGAACAUUGACUUUGGAUGUCCUUAACUUACAGUACUUUUUUGACCACCCAGAAAGCUUGUUAUUGUUGAGGAGCAUCCAGGUCUCAAUAAGAGGAAAGAAAAGAUCACCCAGACCAGAUUUUUCAGUCCUAGAAACAUGUUUGGACAAAUCACAGGUACCAACUAUAGAUGAGGACUAUGCUUCUGCCUUUGAGGCAAUGAAAGAAUGGGAGCAGAAUUUAGCUGAACAAGAGGAUGACAUAAAGAGUUUUCAGGAUAUACAACUCAGUGCACCACCAGACAUCAGCACUGGCUACUGGAACCUUCCUUCAAAGAAGUUCAAGAUCCCUGUUCUGGAGGUACACGUGAAUAAUAUUGAUGCUGUGGACCAGGAAACAUUCAGGGUUCUGAUGGAAAUCUUCUCAGCUUCACGGCACAUAGAACUCUAUUUAAACUACAGCAAUGGCUUUAUUGAAAGCAUCCGCCCAGCUCUUGAGCUGUACAAGACAUCUCUCACCAAGUGUUCCAUCAGCCAGUCUGAGCUCAGUGUAGCAGAACAGAAGUUGCUGCUCACCCUGCCAUGCCUGGAAUCUCUGGAAGUCUUAGGGAAAACCAAGUUGGAAGAACAAAUCUUUCCUAAUCUGGACAAAUUCCUAUGCCUGAAAGAACUAUCUGUGAAUCUCAAUGAGAAACUAAAUGUUUUUUCAGUCAUUCCUGAAGAUUUCCAAAACUUCCAUCACAUGGAAAAACUGUUGGUCCAAAUUUCAGCUGAACACGACCCUUCUAAACUAGUCAAAUUAAUUCAGAAUUCUCCAAAUCUGCAUGUUUUCCAUCUGAAUUGUAAAGUCUUCUCGGAUUUUGAGUCUCUUGUGACUGUACUUGCUACUUGUAAGAAACUCGAAGAAAUUAAAUUUUCAGGACCAUUUUUUAAAGCCAUUCCAUUUGUCAUCAUUUUGCCAAAUUUUACUCAUCUGAAGGUUUUAAAUCUUGAACAACAACAAUUUCCAGAUAAGGAAGUAUCUGAAAAAUUUGCCUACACUUUAGGUUCUCUUAAUAACCUAGAAGAACUGAUCCUUCCUACUGGGGAUGGGAUUUCUCAAGUGGCUAAACUGAUCAUCCAACAAUGUCAGCAGCUUCCAUGUCUCCAAGUUCUCUUAUUCUUCCAGAUCCUGAAUGAUGACAGUGUAAUGGAAAUUGCCAAGGUGGCAAUCAAUGGAGGUUUCCAGAAACUUAAGAACCUAAAUAUUUCAAUCAAUCACAAGAUUACAGAAGAGGGAUAUCGAAGUUUCUUUCAAGAGCUGAAUAACCUGCCAAACUUGCAAGAAUUAACGAUCUCAAGGCAUUUCACAGACUGCAUCAAAGCUCAGGCCCCGACAGUCAAGUCCUUGAGUCAGUGUGUAUCACGAUUGCCAAGCCUCAUCAAACUUAACAUGUAUAGUUGGCUCCUGGAUGCAGAAGACGUCAAAUUGCUUAAUGCCAUGAAAGAAAGACAUCCUCAAUCUAAAUACUUAGCUAUUAACUGGAAAUGGGUACUGCCGUUCUCUCCAAUCAUUCAGAAAUAG
This is a messenger RNA of Chrysochloris asiatica (Cape golden mole), 4203 nucleotides long. It is a transcript of the gene NAIP, whose product is annotated as NLR family, apoptosis inhibitory protein. The record is from RefSeq and is a predicted model, not a curated record. The coding region runs from base 1 to 4203 and encodes 1400 amino acids. NCBI's taxonomy places the organism in Eukaryota, Metazoa, Chordata, Mammalia, Afrosoricida, Chrysochloridae. Gene Ontology annotation, biological process: pyroptotic inflammatory response; detection of bacterium; defense response to bacterium. Gene Ontology annotation, cellular component: IPAF inflammasome complex. Gene Ontology annotation, molecular function: ATP binding; cysteine-type endopeptidase inhibitor activity involved in apoptotic process; ATP hydrolysis activity. The transcript is spliced from 13 exons.